GGAACUAAGCACGUAAACAAGGCUCAAAGGCGAUCGAUUUCAUUUUUUUUACAGAAGAAAUAUCACUAAAAAUAUAUACAAAUUGAUGUUAUGAGUUUCCAACGCGAGGAAUAGCUGAAAUGUCUUAUGAAGAUGACAAACUGUGCUGGAAAGACGCGGCUCGUAGGAUUUUAAUACUGCAGGAGUCGUCCUCUGACGGACCAUUUAACUCAAACCUUAACGUUAUACUGGACGAACUGAAUUCUUUGGAUUAUGCAACAAGUGUGGUGGACAAUGAAGAGAGUGCUUUACAAGUACUGUGUAAAUGUUGUACACUUAUACAGUCAGGUGGAAAUGAUGACUUUCUCAGCACAAAGUUCUGUCAACUGAUUGUGAAUCUGCUGGCAAAACAAAAGGUUGGCCUCAAUCAAGAAACACUGAAUCAUCUCACCAGCUUCCUUAUUAACUGCAUCAAGAUUUGUAAAAAGUGGACAGUACUGAACAUUUUACGAGCUUUAGGAUCUACUCUUUAUGAAAAUGGGUCACUCUGUGAACAGUUUGGUGAUAGACUGUUAGGUAAAGGUGGGGUGCUGGUGGACCUGUGCAGGGACAAGUCACAGGAAACCGAUGUUCUCUGUAGUACUAUCCAAUGUGUGGCUAAUAUAUGCAUGAGGUCAUCAAAUGGAUUACAUUUGGAUGAUAAAUUCAUUGCACAAGCAUUCAAUCUUCUUCUGGAUCUUCUGCAAACUACCAACCCAAACUCAUGUAAAACAGAGAUUGAACAUUUUAGGGUCAUCAAUGCAGUUUUGCGUGCUUUGUUAAAUGUUCUUGUUCUCGGGUGUUCAAAUCAGAGUUAUGAUCUUGGACCUCUCUUGGCAGCUCUUAAGAACUACAUGUUUUGUGGCUUGCCUGGCUACAAACCAGUGUAUGCUGAGAAGAGGAACCAGCAACCAGAGGAUCAACCAGGGAUUGAGCCAGAUGAUUUAUCUUCAGUUCAUUUAGACACAAUACCCCAAAAAGAUCGUACCUACUCUGCCCUUAGCAAGAAGAAAAAGAGACGCUCCAACAACAAAAAAUCGAAACAAACUGCCUCACCUGUGGCACCCAAGCAAACAUCUGUUGGUAGCCUUUCAACAGAAGCGCCAACACAAACAUUUGCAGCAAUGAAUUUACAUUAUAGUUUGAGUAAAGAGGCUGGACACCAGGAGGACCAGUGCAUUAGUCUCAGACCCAGAAAUAUGCAAAGACACACUACACAUUAUUCCAGAAGUAAUAAUUUUACUCAAAAGAAAGACAGUGCAGCUAUGAAUAUGAACACUCUUGAUAGAUCAGGUGCAGAAUCAUCAGGCUAUCACAGUGCAUCAAGCUUGUCCAAUGCAAGUUCUGACUCAGAAUAUUCUGAUAGUGAGGCAGGACAGACAGCAAGGCUAAGGUCUAUAACAUUGAAAGUUCGGCUGAAUGUUCUUCUUUGUCUUCAGGCUGUGAUUAAAAGCACAGACAAAAAGGUUCUGUUUGGAUACUGGUCCUCAUUCAUUCCUGAUAAUACAAUGUCAGCAUCAUGGUCCCUUUUCACAAUAAUUCUGAAGGAUCCCACUCCAAAGGGCCGAGCUGCAGGUGUAACUGUCCUCAUGGACUUAUUGGAUGGUUCAAGACAAUUCUUGGUGGCUGCUGAAGAACGAGAGCAGCAUAGUAGUUCACCGUCAUCGCGACCUUACACUUCAUUCUCUGCGAAACUGAGCGGAAUUGUUCAUGAACUUCACAGAUGUCUGCUGCAAGCUUUAGUCGCAGAAACAUCAGCUACUACUAAGGCCCAGAUACUAAAGUGCCUGUCCCUUCUAGUGCUGAACUCGCCAUACAACAGAUUAAAGGAAGGACUAGUCACCAAAGUUGUCAGACAACUUCGGCCUUUACUUUUCCUUAAAGAUCCAAACCUACAAACAGCAGUGUUAUCUUGUCUAAGAAUGGUUGUGUGUGUGCACACCCCACUACAAGAAGUGGUUGAAAUUAUGAGGCCAACCUCGGAGGAAAUCAGCACAGGGAAUAGGACUGUAUCUGGAAACAACAGUAGUUCUGCCCAUGACAUGAGUUCAGUUUAUGUGAAACCUGAUUUACAGGUUCCACUUGAGUCUCCAUGGCUCAUAAACUGGUGUGUUAAUACUAUAAAUAGGAGGGAAAAUUCAUUGGUGGUGCGAUUGGAAGCCUUGCAGUUCAUGGGAUCCUUUGUGAAGAGCUAUGUCUUCUUACUCAGUUCCAGUGUGGUAGAGUGUCUCAGGAGUCUGGCAUGUUCAUGUUUAAAGGAUGUGGAUGUACCAUUUACACUGUCUGCUAUGAAGUUUCUAGAGGAAAUCGCGCGGGCGAUGUAUGCUGACUUUUCAAGCCAUGCUGAUAGGAGUGCAGUUUCUAAAGAACAGAUUUUACAAUUCUGGCUCAAGUUAAUGGACGGUCCUCUGAUCACUGUGAUACAAGAGGGAAGCUCUGUGUGUGCUCCUUCAUGUAGUGCUGCAGUUGACUGCCUGUCCAACAUUGGAGCUGUCAUCUUUAACGAACUUCCCGUACACAAGCGUAUUCUUUGCAUUACCCUACUACUUGGUUUGUCCAAUGAUGAAGACAAGAAUGUAAAGGCCUCAUCAGUACGUGCCCUGGGUGUGUUUGUUCUGUACCCUUGCCUGAGAGAUGAUGUGCUGUUUGUAGCAGACACGGCUAAUGCCAUGCUCACAGCCAUGGCUGAUCCUAAGAUAAUGGUACGGAUGAAGGCAGCCUGGUCGCUGGCUAAUCUCAGUGACUCUCUGGUAACCAAUAUGUCUUGUGGAGACACCGGUUUUAUGGAAGAUUUUUCAGACAUGUUGCUAUUGAAGCUGUUGAAUACUUCUAUUACAGCGGCGGAUGAUAACGAAAAGGUGAAGUCCAACGCGGUCAGAGCCCUGGGAAACUUUCUCCGCUACAUCAGGAUGUCAUCUUUGGAUAAACCAGGCUUUGUUGAGGCGGUGGAGAAAGCUGUGCAAGCGUUGGUGAGAAACGUCGGCUCAGGGCUUAUGAAGGUUCGCUGGAAUGCUUGUUACGCCAUUGGCAAUGUGUUUCGCAAUGCUUUCUUGCCGAUCGGCACAGCACCUUGGACGGCUGAGAUUUUCACUGGUUUGGAAAAUGUAAUUCGCGACUGCAAGAACUUUAAGGUUCGAAUCAAUGCCGUCCUACCCUUGUCAAUUCCCCCAGAAAGGCGUUACUAUGGAGGCGUGACUCUGUAUUGUCGAAUUUUCGCCACAUUGAUUGACGCCUUGAAAGGCACUGAGAAGGUCACGGAGUUUAGCGAGUUCAAAUACAGAGACCAUCUGAGGCAGCAGCUUUGCAAUUCACUUUGUCAUAUGACGCAAAUGAUGACAGAAGAAGACGCCAGUUCUCUCGGUUCUACGCUGGAGGAAAGCCACGAUGCAUUGAAAGAUUACAUUGCAGAUUAUGUUCGCCACCUUUACACUCAGGAGUCGUCAAUCGAAGAUCAAAAGGACGGCAAUACAGCAACUGAAAAAUUAACCGCUGUACAGGACGCUCACAGGCGGGUGCAUGGGGAGCUAGAGGCAUCUACCCCCGCGGUUAAGAUCUUGCAAGAUGUGUUUGGAGAACGGACUAAGGCUACAGAGACGAAAGAUGAAGCGAGGACAACAGAAGAAGUCAAGUCUGAGUGAUAUCUUAGUUCCCAGUAUUCAGCACGAGUUCUUAUUGGUCCAUGAAGAUAUUUUGUUUGCGGAACUGCUAAGACACAGAAGGAAAAAUAAUGUCUUGGUUACGGCGGAACCCAGAGAGAGAUUGAUAAUAAGAAAAAAAACAUUUCACUAUUGAAGUUAACUUUGUCCCAAAGUUUUGCUACCUUCAGCUCAAACUUGGAAUUAAAGAACUUAUAAAAAUAAAA
Molecule: messenger RNA, 3880 nt
Organism: Pocillopora verrucosa
Lineage: Eukaryota; Metazoa; Cnidaria; Anthozoa; Scleractinia; Pocilloporidae
Product: HEAT repeat-containing protein 6
Source: RefSeq, a predicted model, not a curated record